Messenger RNA from Adineta steineri, 972 nucleotides. The record is from the annotation of a GenBank genome assembly. NCBI's taxonomy places the organism in Eukaryota, Metazoa, Rotifera, Eurotatoria, Adinetida, Adinetidae.
AUGAGUAUCGCACGAGGAUAUCACACAUCAUCUACAUUAGCAAAUGGAUCAGUAUUAGUUACUGGUGGAAACAGCGGUGGUAAUUCUUUCAACAGUGCUGAAUUAUACAAUCCAUCAACAGGUACUUGGGCAACCACAGGCAAUAUGAGUUUUGCACGGAGCUCUCACAUCGCAUCCAUAUUAGCAAAUGGAUUAGUAUUAGUUGCUGGUGGACUGGGCAACAGUGGUUAUCUCAGUAAUGCGGAAUUAUACAAUCUAUCAACAGGCACUUGGACAACUACAGGCAGCAUGAGUAUCGCACGAUAUUAUCACACAGCAUCCACAUUAGCAAAUGGAUUAGUAUUAGUCACUGGUGGAACCAACAGUGCUGGUGAGCUCAAUACUGCUGAAUUAUACAAUACAUCAACAGAUACUUGGGCAACUACAGGAAGCAUGAACGUCGCACGACACCUUCACACAGCAUCCACAUUAGCAAAUGGAUUAGUAUUAAUUGCUGGUGGACUGGGCAGCAAUGGUUAUCUCAAUACUGCUGAAUUAUACAAUACAUCAACAGGCACUUGGACAACCACAGGAAACAUGAGUACAACACGAGAUUAUCACACAGCAUCCACAUUAGCAAAUGGAUUAGUGUUAGUUACUGGUGGAUACAACAGUGCUUAUCUCAAUAGUCCUGAAUUAUACAAUCCAUCAACAGGCAAUUGGACAACUACAAGAAACAUGAGUGCCGCACGACUAUAUCACGCAGCAUCCACAUUAACAAAUGGAUUAGUAUUAGUUGCUGGUGGCGUGGGCAACAGUGGUCAUCUCAAUAGUGCUGAAUUGUACAAUCCAUCAACAGGCACUUGGACAACUACAGGAAACAUGAGUGCCACACGACAAUAUCACACAGCAUCCAUAUUAGCAAAUGGAAAAGUACUGGUUACUGGUGGACUGGGCAGCAGUGGUUAUCUCAAUAGUUCCGAGCUUUAUUAA